AUGGAAAGUCUUCAACAUGCAGAAUCAAGCUUUGAAAACGAAUCCGCAGCACCGGAAAAAUAUCUCUUUCGCCUAAUGAAACUAGUGCGAGAAACCCAAUGCGAGAUGGAGGUGAUAAAGCCCGUGCUGGAUGAAUUGGAAGUCAUGCGAUUGUGUUGCAGCUUUGGAAUGAUGUCGUCCGUGAAUGCCAAAGAUUUCAACUAUAGUGCUUUGCACGCACGCGAGUUUGAUGAUGACUUUGUUCGAUUUCUUCGAUUUGAGCUGCUGGAAAAUUCAUGUCCAGGACACGUCAACAUGAAGGGAUUUUUUGGAAAACAAACACAAGUUUCAGAGGCUUUGGUUGACAUGAAAGCGUGUUCUAGGGAGACACUUGCGUCACUCACUGAAGCCAAUGAAGGCAUUUACUGUGUAAAGGUCAUUGCCGACCAAAGUGAAGCUCAAGGGAACGAAGACGAGAAGCCUAGUCUGGUGGUGUUCUCCUGGAUCCGUGACACGCAGUUUGAGCCGCAACGGCUUCGGAACACGCCAGCAUUUGUACUGCGUUUUCUUACGGGAUUGACCCCUGACAUUAUCUGUUGCACCUCACCAUCCGACAUGGAACAGAUAAAGACAGCAAUGGCGUCUUCGAAUGACCAACGAGACGACGAUCUGUCUUCAUACUCCGUCUCAUUCCAUAUUGAGAAGCAAGAGGACCAGCCUGAUAGUACUGAGUGUAUGGCAGUGUCCUCAAUCGAUUUGGAAAACAUUCCUGAUGAUUGCUCCGAAAUUUGCUUGAUAAAAGGAAGUUACCCAGCUAUCGCCAUCACGAAAACGAUGAGCUCUGCAAUCCGUACUGUGCCAGUUCGACACACGUUUCACGUGCCAGGAUCGUUUCCAGAGUGGCUAAAAGAUGAAUCGAAGGACUUCCGAAUUGAUUUAAGCCAUGGAAUUGUUCGAUCAGUAAAACUCGCCCAAAAUAUUCUGAAAAAAUUUGAGAUGUGGCCCGAAGAUGAAGUGAAUGCUUGCCGAGAUGCUCAUGAGAAAAAAUUGAACGAUGAUUACGACGCAGCAACUAUGAAGCUGAAAACUGAGAUUGCAGAAAAAAAGACGGUGGUUGAUAACGUAUCGAAUGAGUUGUUUCGUCUCCGCGCUGUUGGGACGUCGAAUGCAGAAUCUGAUGUUUCUUCGCAGACAGCCUUCGCAGCCUAUGAGGCAUUUCGAGAAUGGCUCAAGUCAACGUGCUCUUGGAAAAUUGAUCGCAAGAUUGAAUUGAGCUUAGACACACCGACGCGCUUUCAAGAAAUAAUGGGUGUGCUGUUUGAACUGUAUUCUCGUGGUCAUGAAGGUGAACUGAGCAAGAUAAUAGAAAUGUGCGCUACUAACUCCAAAGCAGAGAUCUUGAAAGCCAUCAAGAAUCGCAACUUAGAGAAAAAGAGUUCCGAUUCGAAAAAGGUGGUUGUAGAUGGCGAAGAACAAAAGGCAAUGUGGCAAUCAUUUUUAGUGUCAACUGCUGGACCCUUGGACAAACUACGAACGAAAUGGUGGCUUGCUUUGGAAAGCGUGCUUGCCACAGUUAGUGAAGAGCGACUAAAAGAUCUGAAGAGUGCGAAAAAGCAUGCCAAGACUGCCUGGUAUGAUGAUCAGAAGGUGGUCAUCGCAAACAAAUUUAAUGAGCUGCGUAAAGCUUUAUUGUCGAGAGACGGAUUGUUGCUGUCUGUUAGCGCACAUACCCGUGGCAAAAGAACUGUUCUGUGUGAAGGAACCAGAGAGGUUCAUGCUCCACCUACUGCUUAUCACGAUAUUGUAAAGUUGAAUACGCAAGAAAGGAAACUGAAAAGAGCUGACGAGCGACAGGAAUAUCUGGGUCGGCUUCUACUCGAACCAGACACAAAUCAUGUGGCAAUUUUUACCGUUAAGGUGCGAUCUGUAGUGCAUAUUUGUACAGGAAGCGAGCGCAUGGCUGCAAAGUUAAUCCAUUUCCCGGUGACUACAAACUCUCGUCGACCUCCACGCGCUAAUGAAAAGGUCGUUCGCACAUUUGGCAAAUUUGCCUCAGCUUGUGACUACGACGCCCGGAAUCGAGUUUUAACAUUCCUUUCGAAAGAAUCGGUGGGGAUCUAUAAGUUUGAUGAGUCGUUCAAGCGUUUGGAUUGUAUGAAACAUAUUGAUUUGGAUGUUCGCUCGACGCUUACAGAUCUCCCAUUCACGGAUGUCCUAUUAUUAGAUAGCACGGUGUACGUGACCGACUCGAGUGGAAGCUCUCAAGGUAUUGACAUGCACAACGAUCAAACGUCAAGCGUCAUGAGUGUGCACGCUGGCACUGAAGUGGAUGUUUCGCACAGCCGUCUGCUGGAACUAGCCGAUCACCUAGCCGUUGGAGUUGUGUCGUGCGCACCAAGUGAUGAUGGAGCUUUUGAAGGGAAUCUUGAGUGCAAUUCUCGAGACGAUCACCGCGCCCUACCGAUCUUGCCUCUUGGUGUGAAAUUUCUGACGGACAAAGUAAGUGCCCAAUGUGUCGAUGACAAAGUGCUCGUUCUGGACCCCUUGGCACAAAAGGUAUAUGUAUUUUCCAUCCAAGUGACUGUGCGUAGUGAUUCGUACCGAAUGCGGCAAUCUGACACCACAGGGUCAAAGUCCGAUGACCCUGAAUCAAGCAAUGCUGAAUGCCCACGGAAGCAACACUGGAUGUACACGUUUUACCACGUAUUCGAGAAGUUUCCUGUUCGCAGCUCUCUGGAUCGUAGUGCACCAUCACUUGUGUCGCUUCUUAUCGCUUGCCCUGGCGUCGAGAACACCGCUUCUGCUCUUGAGAGCUACCACGAUUUUCUAUCGCUGCUCAUGAGCGACCUAAUGGAAUUGAACAAGCCCCUACACGGACUAAAUCUAACGAAAGAUCUUAAAGUGCAGCGUUCGUUGUUGGGGGUGACUUUCGAUUCAAAGUCGCUCAAGUCUUUUUUUCAGACGCUCAUCACAUUCCUGCCAGUUCAAAUAUGUCGUGCCGAAGGAAAUGCAUUAACAGUAUUGCAUGAUGGAAUGGAUCAGUCAUUGGAUGAGCUAGAUGUGGACGUUCAGGCGUGGGGGGCAGCCGACAUUGCAGAGUCGGUUCGAUUUGGUCUUUUAUCCCCUCUACUAUGUGCCUGGCGAGGUCGUUGCGUAGUGAUCACGUCAAUGGGUAAACAGUCUACCGGAAAGAGCUACUUUUUAAAUCACCUUACGGGAUCAUCGUUCGCUAUCGCCGGGAACCGUUGUACUGAUGGCGCGUGGAUGACGUUACGCAUCAUGCAAGAUAUCUUGUUAGUGGUUUUGGAUUUCGAAGGUCUCGGGUCUUUUGAGCGUACUGAUCAAGAGGAUGUGUUUUUGUCGGUGUUAAAUGCUUCAGUGUCAAUGUUCACGAUUUUUCGCAUGGAAAUGAGAUUCGAUAAAGACAUUGAUGGGCUGUUCACCAAGUUUCAGAAGGGAAUCAAUCUAUUGAAGAAUGACGAGCGGCUUUUUCAAGGAACUUUGUACAUGAGUGUGAAAGACGUUAAUCCGAACGAUCGUCAGGGCGUGCUAGCGGAGUUUCGACGCAAGUUCCAGAAGCUGCUGACUGCCAAUCGUGAGCAGAAUUUCCUCACAGAGAUGUAUUCCGGCAAACUGGGAAUCAAUUGCUCCCCGCCUCUAGGGACCUUGGGCUAUUAUGAAUCAUUGCGUCACGCGCGACAGUUGAUUGAAAAACUUGUCAAAGACUCUGAAUCAUUGCGCGGAUUUAAGAGCGGGAGCUCUUUCCACGAUUGUAUUCGUUUGGUACUGGCAAAAAUAUCAAUUCUGGAUUGGACUGCUGUCGAUAAAAGCUCUCAGCGACUGGAGAUGAAUGAGCUUCAUCGAAAAUUGCCUGGCGCUAUCCGCACGGGGUGCUUGAUUCCUUUAGAGGCCCAAUUAAAAGACGAAAACCUGCCGCAGUGUCUCAAAGACCCUCUUCUUCACGACGAGAAUGUUGUUUCCAUGCUGGCUUUGAAAGAGCUUAGCCGUGACUAUCCUGAAUUGUCCGAUAGCUGGGCAAAUGCUGAUCAAGAAGUGACUUUGGAUGAAAUAAAUGACGAAGACAUCGACUUUGGUCCUUCCGUCUGCAUUCACGCUAGUGUUGACUCAAACCACAUCCACUUCACUCUUUUGAGCCUGUUCCAGCGUUACUUGGCGUUAACCUCAAAAGGUUCGCUGGAAAAGAUUGUCGACAAAGACUAUGCAAACUUUGAUGCAAUCUUGUCGUUCUUGGUUCGACGUCGAAAAACGAAGGUGAUCUUGUGGGUGAAGCAAUUCUUGGGCGCGGAACGUUUUUUAGAUGAAUGGGAGCAGAUAGAGCAGACUUAUUUUCUUCCGUUCGAGGCUCAAUUCAAAAGAUGCUUACACUCUUGCGCCAAGUGUCAACUUCAGUGCAUGCGAUCCGUAUGCCAUUUAUUUAAUGAAGAGCACGAUUGCGGUAUGAGUCAUGUGUGCCGCGGACUGUGUGAGUACUGUAUGCGGAAUUAUCAACCCGGGAAAGAGAUGCCUCAUUGUGUUGGUAAGGCUGGCCAUGAAGGAAAGUGCGAUUGCGCGAAGGGUGAUCAUACCUGCGGAGCUGAGUGUAGUCUGGUGGGUGCUUCCAACUGCGGUGGGCUUUGUGUGAUGCUUCAAGGACAUGACGGAGAUCAUCGGUGUUCUGUGAAGCAGCACGCAUGUGGAGCUGCAUGUAGCGCGACCAACUGCGGUGGCAAAUGCAUUUUAAACACUGAACAUAGCCACACUGUGCAUAAGUGCCCUGAAACACAGUGCAUUCACGUGUGUGAGAUGGAUAGCUGCAAGGAGCGGUGCAGUACCGCUAACCAUUUUCAUGGCCAACCCAGCUUGUGGGCGAAAUUUGCCGAGGAGAAUGGGCAACCGGCUGACGAUGCCGCAUUUCUUACGAUUGAUAAAGGACUGCUUCACUUGUGCAACUCGCGUCACGCGUGCACUGCAACAUGUGAAGCGGAUGGGGUCUGUAGCAAGACUGUUCAGGUAUCUACGAGCAAAUUCUCGGGGGCAUGUGACUCUUUUGAUUAUGAGCUAAAGCAAAUGGUCGCAGUUCGCAACAAGUGUGUCAUUGUUCUUCAGCCAGGACAAAUAAAUCACGAUGGAUGUCCUCACUCAUGUGUGAAGCUGCUUACGGAUGGGACCAAAACUGUUCACGGAUGCGGAGUGAGGUGUUCAGCUUGCGAGUAUUAUUGCGAUAAACCUGUCGGACAUGACGGGGACCACUCAGCUGCACAUGGGAAUAUGCGCAACAUGCACUUUGUUGCUCAAGAUCGUGUUAUUCCUUGGGAAAACCGCAAGUAUGAGGUUGGAGAGAAAGGAAUUGCCGAAAUGUGCAACAUGUUCUGUUCUUCGGCAGGACGGGGUCAUGUUCACUAUUUGAAGUGCGACAGAGCAGCCUCGUCUAGUUGUGUAUACUCUGGUUUACCAGACCAACGUCGCCACUGUCAUCUCGAGCUGAAGCCACAUCCGAAACAUGAGGUGGAUGAAGUUUUACAUGAAAAGUAUUGGAAGACGAUAGGAUGGGAGGAUCCCUGUCGAUCUGCCGCCGAACGCCUUGUGUUUGGUAAAUGUCCUUACUUGUGUGAUGCUCCUGAGCACAAUGGUGAAGACAAGUCACCAUCCUACUGUGACUUGGAUGUAUGGCAUGAUCCGAUUGCCACUUCAACAAUUACUAAACGUGAGGGAUAUACAAUCGUCAGUGGGCAUCGCUUUGUGUGUUCUCACACUUCCGUGACAGGUUUAAUUCACCAUGUGUUUGUAUUGGACUGUUCGGGGUCAAUGCGAGGGAAGCCGUGGCAGAAACUGGUUGAGGGUGUUCGUAAAUACAUACUAAGUCGAUUGGCAAGUGGUGCAACGCAAGAUCUCGUCUCAGUGGUCACUUUUGGGAAUCAAGGAAUUAUCGAGUAUGAACGUGUCCCGAUUGAAUCGGCUCCUUAUCGACGCAUUGAAUUCCACGGAGGUGGAACUUUCUACUCGAAUGGCUUACGUGAAGCAAAUGCUCUUUUUUCACGUACAGCUUUGGACGAAUACAAGCCCGUGUUAAUAUUCUUUACUGAUGGUCGUCCUGCAGAUACCAAGAAAGGACCGAAAAUGGCAAUGGAUGUGCGAGCACGUUAUGAAAAGUUUGGACUACAAUCAUUUGUAGUGGGCUAUGGACGAGCGAGUGAAUUGGGGGUGGCGGAUCUAGCUAAGAGAUUGGGAGGUUCUGUUCAUCGAACGCUCACUCCUGCGCACUUUGGCGAGACAUUCCGCUCAAUUUCUCUUUCGCUUGGAGCUCGUGCUGGACUUAUUCACAGCACAACGAGUUAA
Peronospora farinosa is the source of this 6315-nucleotide messenger RNA. NCBI's taxonomy places the organism in Eukaryota, Oomycota, Peronosporomycetes, Peronosporales, Peronosporaceae. The record is from the annotation of a GenBank genome assembly.